GAUCAGCGAUGGUGAGCUGUCCUUCGUGCAUGUCUACUCCGUAACUUACUGUACGCGCAUACGGACAUUCAUACGGUUCUAACAUGGCCCGUACAGUACGCACAUACGGACAUUCAUACGGACAUUCAUACGGUUAUAACAUGGCGGCUGCUCCACGGCUACAAGUACGGUGUUAGAUAGGGGACAAAUUCGAGUUUGCAAAUCGCCGGUUCAGUCCAUGAGCUCAUCCAGAUCAAUCCCCCACCAACAUAUUGUAUCUCUACCUUUGCGCUAACCCGUCACUUAAUCCUCUCUACUGCGGGGGUGGCUUGGUCUAAUCUCGUGUGCCCCCGAUCCUUAUAAACUGUCCCGUCCGUCUCACUCCUUCUGCACACUCCAAAGCUCUCGUUGUACAGACUCCAGACAUUGUAAUAUCACAUCAAUUGCACAAGCUUCAUCACCGUCUCACCAAAUCCAAACCAUCAAAAUGCAGUUCUCCCACGCCCUCAUCCUGGCCUUCGUCGCCUCCGUCGCUGCCCAGACCGGCACCAUCGAAGGCGACGUCGCUGCCCUCCCCGACUGCGCGAAGAAGUGCAUCGACAAGGCCACGCUCGAUGCGGGCUGCAAGUCCAUCACCGACUACACCUGCCAGUGCGGUAGCGCCCACAACACGAUCAACAACGCGGCCGCGCCCUGUGUUGCCUCGACCUGUGCGGCCACUGAUCUUACCAAGGUCCUGAGCCUCACCGCUGAGAUCUGCAAGCUCGUCAACGCCGGCGGCGCCAGCAGCGGCAGCGGCUCCUCCGCCGCUGAGCCCUCCUCUGCCGCGCCUACCUCCGCUGCAGCCUCGACUGAGAUGUCCUCCGACACCGCCAAGCCGACUGGUACCUAUGUGCCCUCCUCCACCGGCGGCGCCGUGGCCCCGAGCAGCACUGGUGCUGCUGCGCCUACCUCGAGCAAGGGAGCUGCGGCCACUGGGUCGUGGAACUUCGCGGCUGUGGCUGCUGGUGCCGGUGCUGUGGCUGCCGGCCUCAUGUAGAUUGAGGUUGUGUGAUAAUGUGGGGGAUGGGGAAAAGUUGGGGGGGGUAAUUUGGGGUGCGAGGAUGUAAUGGACUGAGUGUUCACU
This is a messenger RNA of Pseudogymnoascus destructans, 1105 nucleotides long. RefSeq lists its product as uncharacterized. The transcript has 3 exons. NCBI's taxonomy places the organism in Eukaryota, Fungi, Ascomycota, Leotiomycetes, Thelebolales, Thelebolaceae. The record is from RefSeq and is a predicted model, not a curated record. Bases 467 to 1018 code for a protein of 183 amino acids.